This is a messenger RNA of Aegilops tauschii subsp. strangulata, 1671 nucleotides long. The record is from RefSeq and is a predicted model, not a curated record. Lineage: Eukaryota; Viridiplantae; Streptophyta; Magnoliopsida; Poales; Poaceae.
AUGCCUGGUACAAGUACACCGGUCAUUACCAGGCUCGUUUCGGGAAUCCCCUCGUUUCCGGCAACGCACUGCUUCAAGUCGCUCAUGGAUCAUGACGACGCGGCGUACAGAGCUUUCUUGAGGGUCUCCCCCAACCUCUGCCGCUCCCAGGGCAUCAUCGUCAACACCUUCCGCUUGCUCGAGCCGCGUGCCGUGGACGCCAUCAGUGCCGGGCUCUGCACACCUCCCGACCUCCCGACACCUCCUGUCUACUGCAUCGGCCCAUUGAUCAAGGCGGAGGAGGUGGGCGUGAAACACGACCGAGAGUGCCUCGCAUGGCUAGACACACAGCCCAUGGCCAGCGUGGUGUUCCUAUGCUUCGGCAGCCGCAGCCUAUUCAGCGCAAAUCAGACCAGAGAGCUGGCCACUGGCCUGGAGGCGAGUGGCAAAAGGUUCUUGUGGGUUGUGCAGAGCCCGCCCAGGGACAUCGACGACCCUGCGAAGAAGCUGGACAAGUUGCCGGAGCCGGACCUCGACGCUCUCCUCCCCGAGGGCUUCCUGGAGCGGACCAAGGGCAUGGGUCUCGUCGUCAAGUCAUGGGCACCGCAGCGUGAUGUGCUGGCGCACGACGCGGUGGGUGCCUUUGUGACGCACUGCGGGUGGAACUCCGUGCUAGAGACGGUCAUGUCCGGCAUGCCCAUGCUGGCCUGGCCACUCUACGCGGAGCAACGGGUUAACAGAGUGUUCCUGGAGAAAGAGCUGGGUCUGGCCGUGGCGGUGGAAGGGUACGACAAGGAGGUGGUCCAGGUGGCGUCCAAGGUGAGGUGGAUGAUGGAGUCUGACGGCGGGAGGGUGCUCCGAGAGCAGACCUUGGCGGCCAUGCGGCCGGGCAAGGAGGCGCUGAUCCCGGGCGGGGAGUCGGUCGUGACCUUGACACAACUGGUGGAGAGCUGGAUGGCUUCACCUUCACAAGGGGGACAAGAUCACGAGGUGGCCUCACUUGAUUGCGCGCCUCUCGUUUCUGUCCAAGAAGAAAUGCCAUCUGCACAUCCACAUUUCUCCACCAACAGUUCAUCCGUAACACAUGUGAAGCAAGCGUUGGCGUGGCAAUCCUGUUGGUGCCGAAAUCCUGUUGAUGACAAGGAUUCUGACAUCAUCCUCCAGCACCUCUAUAACCUCAAUUUCAAGGUGGUGGAGGUUACGGAGCUCUCUGAUCGAGUUGGGAACCCUUGGAUGAUCAAGAUUUUACCAGACCUAUUCGAUGUGCUUGCUUACACUGACAUGGACAUUAUUGUGCCCCUCACGUUGUUUGAGAGUGAUGCCAAGCUAAUAGACAACAUCCAUAUGAUGGACGGGCGCGGCAACUCGCGCUCUCAUGUUCUAGUACAACAGGAAAGGGAAAAGCUACAGGUGUUGGCGAAGGGCCCUGGAAACCAUGGCUCGGCCUCCCAGAAAACCUCGUCACCUCGUUAUCCUCUCCUGCGCAACUCAGAUCGAUCUGGAUUCGGAUUCCCUGACCGACGUUGCCUAGGGUUUGGAUCCGCCUCAGCAACCGCCACCGUCGACGUCUCCGAGGCCGCCUCCAACACCCCCACCCCCGCCACCCUCCUUUUCCAGAUAUAUGAAGCCCUUUUUUCGGUGUGCUCAAAGAAUAAGCAGAAGCUAGCAGUAAACAUCCUUGCACGGGUGUAA